Messenger RNA from Anopheles nili, 1647 nucleotides. RefSeq names its product rab3 GTPase-activating protein catalytic subunit-like. Gene Ontology annotation, molecular function: GTPase activator activity. The record is from RefSeq and is a predicted model, not a curated record. Lineage: Eukaryota; Metazoa; Arthropoda; Insecta; Diptera; Culicidae. The transcript is spliced from 5 exons. Bases 1 to 1647 code for a protein of 548 amino acids. Gene Ontology annotation, biological process: positive regulation of GTPase activity.
AUGCCAAUGAUGCUGAUGUUGUCGUCACUCGGCAAGGAACCCUUCUGUCAGGUACCUUCCGGCGAAGAAGUGCCCGAUGGCGCAAGGUUAAAAAGUACGCCCAAGUACUACUUGCAUGCGGAACCGGGUUUCCUUUGUCUUGGCAUUUUGCUGUGGCCAAGCUUGCGAGCGGAAGCCACGCUCAGCAGUCGGGCAUCGUUCCACAUCCGGGCCGGGUGCUCAUUAAAGGUGAUGUGGUGUGCAAAGGUGAGUUUGAAAUCAGUGCUACACCUUCCCCAGUCGGGAUCCGUGGCCAGUGGAUUUCCCGACUCACGGACCUGCCUGUUGCACCAGAAGCUGCAGAUGCUGAACGUUUGCAUGGAACGACGCACGCUUCGUGACGGUGGGCUUCCAUUUGCGAUGCAUCCUGCCAGAGGAUCAACCACUGCCAGCACCACGAUCGGUGAUCAAUCGGACGAGGAGCAGUUCUUCGAUUGUUCGGACGACGAACAGGAAGCUGGUUCAGCGAAGGCUGAACCCGUUGGUCGACUGUCCCGACUCGGUACGAUGCUGCUGGUGGCCUCCGACGAACCACUCUACAUCCCGAUCACGCAAGAACCCGUCCCAAAGACGGAGGAUCAGCUCGAGGAUGACGCCGAAGUGAUGCUGAAGCUCGGACCCGGCAGUGACCUUUGCACGCAGAUGAUGAGCGCGUCGUUGCUGUCCGAUAUGGAAAGUUUCCGGGCGGCAAACCCGGCUGGACAGCUGGAGGACUUCAUACGGUGGUACAGCCCGCGCGAUUGGAUCGAGGACGAACCGGUUGACGAGCAGGAUCCGUUCGGUCGACGGGGUCAUCUGAGUGCAAGGAUGCUUAUCCCUGGGAACACCUGGCAGACGGUGUGGGAGAGUGCUCGAGCCGUGCCGGCCAGGCGUCAAAAACGCUUGUUCGAUGACACGCGUGAAGCUGAGAAGGUGCUGCAUUUCCUGGAAUCCCGCACGAUCGGGCAGAUUGCGCAGCUCACGAUGGCGAGCCUGUUUCACGUGGCGGUCCUUACGGUGACGAGUGUUUCGUCCUCUGAGCGGGAUACCGUGCCACAGUACGAGGAGAUGCUCGAGCGAAUCAAGACCGUUUGCUGUCGGUUAUCUCGUGAAAAUUGGACCACGGGUGAAUCGCAACCCAAGGGAACUGCUGCUACAGCUCGGUUGGUUAACUCGCAGACGAAAUACGAUCAACAGCUGCUCAGUGAGCUGAUGCAGCUCGAAUGCGACGUCACGCAGGCUCGCAGUUUGCGGCGAAAGUUGUUCCCCACGGGCGAAAGCUCACCCGAGACACCAGCGGAGUGGCAGGCGAGCUUUAUACGGGAGUUGAUGAAAGCUCGCGAAACGCCGCUACCAGAGGGCGCUAGUGGUGCGGUGGCCGUGAGCUUGAUGGGACUGUUUGUGGAGGCGAAACGGGCAGCCAACGAGCAGGGUGGAGGUGUUGAGCCGCGGUCAACGGUUGGGAGCAGUGUGUCGCUGCCGGAUCCGAUCGAGAAGCAAUUUACGCUGAGGCUGAACGGACACACCGUGAGCAAGGGACCUGGAUCGCCACAGUUUAUGAGAGCAAUCCUUACGCCGCAGGAGUUUCGGCUGUGUGGCGCGUUUAGCCGAAACACCACAUUCUACUGA